Molecule: messenger RNA, 2593 nt
Organism: Onychomys torridus (southern grasshopper mouse)
Lineage: Eukaryota; Metazoa; Chordata; Mammalia; Rodentia; Cricetidae
Gene: Tmem175
Product: transmembrane protein 175
Exons: 12
Coding region: 357-1856 (499 amino acids)
Cellular component (GO): lysosome; endosome
Molecular function (GO): potassium ion leak channel activity; proton channel activity
Source: RefSeq, a predicted model, not a curated record
GGAUGCGCAGGCGCAGAGGCUGCCGCCCCGUGCGGGUCCCGCUUCGGAGCCGGGCGGAGAGGGGCGGUCGCUAGCUGGCCCUCACCUCGUCCCGUCGCUUCUGCUGGCCCGAGUGACGACCUCGGUGGCGGGCGGGGGGCGUCGCGGGACGUUGGGCGCGUGCUGCGGACCGUCCCAGAGCCCGCCGCUCGCGCCUGACGCCUCAAGUGCUGAAGAUAGAACCCAGGGCAUCGUAUGUGCAAGCCAUGUCUCUACAUUGAAAUGGCUGAAGUCCACAGGGUUGGCCACCUGAUCCCAAUGAUAUGCUCAGAGCUACGCUUAUUCCCAGGCUGCUGUGACAACUCGGUGGCCCCACCAUGUCCAGGCCCCAGGCCCAGGAGCAGGCAGUGGAUUCUGAGGGAGACUCAUCCCUAUACAGGAGAGACGAGGAGGGGACCCAGAGCUCCCACCGCAUGCUGGGCUUCAGUGAUGCACUACUAUCCAUCAUCGCCACUGUCAUGAUUCUGCCUGUGACCCACACAGAGAUCUCACCAGAACAGCAAUUUGACAAAAGUAUACAGAAACUUCUAGCUACUAGGAUUGCAGUCUACCUGAUGACAUUUCUGAUCGUAACUGUGGCAUGGGCAGCACAUACCAGAUUGUUCCAGGUUGUUGGGAAAAUAGAUGAUACACUUGCCUUGCUCAACCUGGCCUGUAUGAUGACCAUCACCCUUCUACCCUACACAUUUUCUCUAAUGGUGACGUUCCCUGAUGUGCCCCUGGGCAUCUUCCUGUUCUGCAUGUGUGUGAUUGCCAUUGGAUCUGUGCAGGCACUGAUUGUCGGGUAUGCUUUCCACUUCCCACACCUGCUGAGUCCACAGGUCCAGCACUCUGCACACAGGGCCCAAUCCCGGCGGCAUAUCCUGCGUCUAGUCCUCCGCGGGCCGGCACUGUGCUUUGUUGCAGCUGUCUUUUCCCUCUUCUUCUUCCCCCUGUCAUAUGUGCUGAUGGUGACUGUCAUCUUCCUCCCUCACAUCAGCAAGGCUACUGCCUGGUGCAAAGAGAAGCUCAUGGGCCACAGGGAGUCUCCAGCUCACAACGUGGAGCCCUUCAGUAUUGACCUGCAUGCGCCCCUCAGCAAAGAACGGGUGGAAGCUUUCAGUGACGGUGUCUAUGCCAUCGUGGCCACACUCCUCAUCCUGGACAUCUGUGAGGACAAUGUUCCAGAUCCCAAGGAUGUGCAAGAGAAAUUCAGUGGCAGCCUUGUGACUGCUCUGGGUGCAUAUGGGCCACAGUUCCUGGCAUACUUCGGCUCCUUUGCUACAGUGGGUCUGCUCUGGUUUGCCCACCAUUCACUCUUCCUGCAUGUCCGGAAGGCUACACAGACCAUGGGGUUACUCAACAUACUGUCCCUGGCCUUUGUGGGUGGCCUCCCUCUGGCCUACCAGCAGACCUCAGCUUUUGCCCGACAGCCCCAUGAUGAACUUGAGCGUGUGCGCGUCAGCUGUGCCAUCAUCUUCUUGGCCAGCAUCUUCCAGUUUGCCAUCUGGACUGCAGCCCUGCUACAUCAGACAGAAACACUGCAGCCAGCUGUGCAGUUUGGUGGGCAGGAGCAUGCUUUCAUGUUUGCCAAGCUCGCACUGUACCCCUGUGCCAGCCUGCUGGCCUUUGCUGCCACCUGCCUGCUGAGCCGGUUCAGCACAGCCAUCUUCCACCUCAUGCAGAUUGCAGUGCCUUUUGCCUUCCUGCUGCUCCGUCUCCUUGUGCGCCUUGCCCUGGCAGGCCUUCAUGUCCUAUGGGAGCUCCGGCCACAGCACCCUCAACAAGACCAAGGUGAACCUGAGGCACAGUCUCAGCUCUUGCCUGCCCCCUGCUAAUGCGAAGGAAGCUACACCUGCCCAUCCCAGGCAUACUGUAAUGGAGAUGCUCAGUCGAAGUUUGCUGUGACCCUGGGGCUAUGGUUUUAUUGGCCUGGGUAUUGUGUACAUUGUGAAAUAUCAAGAUCUAUUUCAAAAGUAUGAACAUUGUUCACAUUUUGCAAUGAGAGAUUUCAUGGGAACUAAUUUUAUUGCUUUUACCUAUUUAUUUUCCUCUUCACUCUCUGUCCCCAACACUGCCAGGGGAAUUUACCUGUCUGAUUAACCUGAAUAAGAUGCUUGGGGCUGUCACCGAGGUCUUGUUUGAGGCAGUUAACACCUAGCCAAGAUCAAAGGACCAUCCCUUUUCCUUGCUUUGACCUGCAUGUGGCCACACAGUCCACCCUUCUGCUCAGAACCUUGGGGCAGUUGAGUCUGGGCUAAGUCAGGCUGAGAAGUUGCUGUCUGGUUCACAUCCCCACCAGUGCAGAGCUUCCCUGGGGGGACUGACAGUUUAUCUGCCAUUCCUGUACUAGUAGUUGGACAAAGACAAGAGGCAGUUACAGGACAGCACAAUGUAUUUGGCCCAGAUAUAAGUUAGAUCACAUUCAGGUAGUGAUAAAUUACACACAGAGACAGGACCAGUGCACAGGACACACUCCACAAAGGGACAGUCUCACUUAAAUACAGAGGACAUGCUACACUGACCACAAUUUACAAAUAAUUUCUAUAGACUGAAAUAAAAGUGAAAAACUACA